Molecule: messenger RNA, 510 nt
Organism: Racocetra persica
Lineage: Eukaryota; Fungi; Glomeromycota; Glomeromycetes; Diversisporales; Gigasporaceae
Source: the annotation of a GenBank genome assembly
UGACAAUGACGCUUCAUGGAUAUUAGAAGUUUUAAAGAUAAAUUUAAGAGAAUAUCAAAAGAAGUUUUCAGAACCAAAUAAUCAGCAAAAUUUAUUGCAAUCUAACGAACGUCUCACCAUAGACCUGUUUAAAGUACCAUAUCAUGGCUCAAGAAUUAAUUCUAUAAUUGCAGAAACAUAUGUUCCUAAGUACGUAAAUCAACAAUUUACACUAAUGAUGAUUCUAUAUUAUGGUGGUUAUUUUAAUUUUUAUGAUAAUGACGACAAAGCAGAUAUUGUUGCAGAUUUCGAACUUAUGUUUAACCUUACAAAUUUUGAAAUAUUCGAAGAAGCAGCUCUAUCAAAAGAAUAUCUAACAUCUGCAUUUGAUCCAACUGAAAUAAAUUGGCCCGAUAUUGGAAGAAAAUUAUAUGGUUUUUACAAAAAUAAUCAAAAUAGUGAUCCAAUUAAUUGGAAAAAAUAUGAUUUUAUCAAAAAUAGAGAUAACAUCUGUGAAGAAGAACUUGAUCG